AUGGCGCGGUACGCGUCUCCUUUGAGUCAAAUCAAGCCCCUUCAAGACGUCGGGUUUGCUUUCAGUUGGUACGGGGCAUACGACAUCGCCAAAUCGGGCCUCCUGCUCCUGGCAGGUGUCUUCUCAAUUUACCACCUGGGCAAGCUCAUCUACAACCUGUUCUUCCACCCGCUGCGACACAUCCCGGGGCCAUGGCUCUCUCGGGGAUCGUAUCUUCCGGAAAUCUGGUACGAUGUAGUGAGGAAGGGCCGCUACACAAAACAGAUACAGAAGAUGCAUGAGAAGUAUGGCCCGAUUGUUCGCAUCAACCCCGACGAAGUCCACUGCAAUGAUUGGCAUUUCAUCGAUGAGAUCUACGCCUCGGGAGCCAGGAAACGCGACAAGCCCGUACACCAGGUCAGGGGCAGCGCAGUCGCAGAGCGCGCGACAUUCUCUACCACGAACCACGACCUACACCGCAUGCGACGCAGCGCCCUGAACAAGUUUUUCUCGCGCGCGCAAAUCGGACGUCUCGAGCCCACCAUCCGUGAUCUUGCUGAGCGCCUUUGUGACAAGAUCCUGACAGUCGGGAAGGAAGGGCCCUUCGAUGUCACGACAGCACUGAGCCUGUUCACAAGCGAUGUCAUCACCGGUUACUGCCUCGGUGAGAGCUUGGGUCUGAUCGCGCAGAAGGGCUGGGAGCCCAACUUCCGGGAACCGCUUUACGCCCAGCUCAAGUUGGUUUACUUGUUCCGCUUCUUUCCCUGGUUGAAGCACUUGGGAUUUGCCAUGGCCAUGUUCACCCGGCGCUUGUCGGAGGACAUGGAAACCCUCUUUAACGUUUUGAUCGUCGACAUGCCCAACUACGUCAAGCGAGCGCAGGACAAGGUUGAAAAAGGCCUAGACGACGGCUCUGCUUCCGUAUUCGGCCUGCCCACCGUGUUCGGGUCCGUGCUGCAAUCCGAUCUGCCACCAAGUGAAAAGGCCCAGCAGCGCUUGGUCGAGGAGGGCUUCUCCCUGUUCGUGGCUGGCACUGAAACAGUCAGCUGGGCGUUGACCGUCGUCACGUACCACCUGCUCACCAAGCCAGCAAUCCUCGAGAAGCUCACCGCCGAGGUGCGCGGCGCGCUCGACGAGUCCGGGCAGCUGCCGUCGUGGGCGGCCCUGGAGAAGCUGCCCUAUCUCGGCGCCGUCAUCUACGAGGGACUGCGGCUCUCGUACGGCCUCGCAACCCGCACCUCGCGCAUCGCCACGGGCGAGGACCUAGUUUACCGUGGUAGCUGGAAGCCUCAGGGCAGUGUGAAGCCAAAGAGUCUGGAGUAUGUCAUCCCAAGGGGAUACGCGAUCGGCAUGUCUGCGGUUAUUACCCACCAUGAUGAGGAGGUCUACCCGGAUUCGCACUCGUUUAUUCCGGAGCGGUGGCUGGAUGAGAAUAACCAGCAUAGAAAGGAGCUUGACAAAGCGCUCCUUGCCUUUUCAAAGGGCAGCCGAGGGUGUAUUGGCAUCAACCUUGCCUAUUGCGAGCUGUAUACGCUGCUUGCUCUACUGGUCGUGAAGGUGUUCUCGCAUAUGAAGUUGUAUCAUACUACCGAGGCGGAUGUUGCUUGGGACCACGACUUUUUCAAUCCCUUCCCUGUGUGGGGUAGCAAGGGAGUGCGAGCGGUGAUUGUCAACUAA
This is a messenger RNA of Canariomyces notabilis, 1656 nucleotides long. RefSeq names its product benzoate 4-monooxygenase cytochrome p450. The coding region runs from base 1 to 1656 and encodes 551 amino acids. The transcript is spliced from 6 exons. Gene Ontology annotation, molecular function: heme binding; monooxygenase activity; oxidoreductase activity, acting on paired donors, with incorporation or reduction of molecular oxygen. The record is from RefSeq and is a predicted model, not a curated record. NCBI's taxonomy places the organism in Eukaryota, Fungi, Ascomycota, Sordariomycetes, Sordariales, Chaetomiaceae.